UUUGACCUGACAGGACUUAGUGUGUUUGAGUACACACACCCCUGUGACCAUGAGGAGCUAAAGGAGAUGCUGGUACACAGAACUGGUGAGACACACCCCUGUGAAAACACACUCAUACUCAAGGUUCCUACUGAGAAUAGACUCUGCUGCACACAGCACUCUGGAAUAUCAGUGUAACAAGUAGUGUGGGGCUGAAUUUAGCAGCUUCAAGCAAAAAAGUCAGAGCCUGUCAGAACCAGUUAUAAUUUCCCACUCCAGUCCUGAGGUCAGGGUGAUUAGAGUGGGCUACUGUCUUUUCCCAUGGUAUUCACUCUGCUUCACUGGCACCAUUCCUUUUUUGCACAUCACACCAACACUAAAUGUAAUUUUUAUUUCUUAACCUCAGUCUUACGUUCUCUCUCCUCCUCUGCCUUUUCAGGGAUCUCUAAAAAAUCCAAGGAACCAAACACAGAGCGCAGCUUCUUCCUGCGGAUGAAAUGUACCCUCACCAGCAGGGGGCGCACUGUCAAUGUCAAAUCAGCCACCUGGAAGGUUCUCCACUGCUCAGGCCAUGUGCGAGUCCAUGAAGCCCCAGCUGAGCAGAGCCCCUGUGGGCACAAGGAGCUGCCCGUCUCCUACCUGGUGUUGGUCUGUGACCCCAUCCCCCACCCCUCCAACAUCGAGGCUCCGCUGGACACCAAGACCUUCCUCAGCCGCCACACACUGGACAUGAAGUUCACCUACUGUGACGAGAGGUGAGACUGAGACCUACCAUUCCGCUGACUGCAGCAUCAGCAUGAAUAAUGUAGUAGAAGAAUACUGAAUCUAACACAAAGCUAUACUCCAUAUAAGAAUAAGGGCUAUUGUUGUAAGAAUAUAUGUUGCGUUGAAUUUUUUCCUUAAAAUUAAAUGACUUGUAUUCACACAAAGAUGUGAUAAAAGAAUAUGUAGUUCCUAAAUGUAGUGCCACAGAGCCACCUUGUGUCCAAUAGGUUUAAUGGCACUCCAGUAAACAGCAGGAUUAACCUGUCCCCUAUCUCUGUGUUGUCCAGGAUCACUGAGCUGGUGGGCUAUGAUCCAGAGGACCUGUUAAAUCGCUCUGUGUAUGAGUACUACCAUGCCCUGGACUCAGAACACCUGACUAAGACCCAUCACAACUGUAAGCAUCCCCACCUAAACAUGACAAUGCAAAGUGUAUUCGCCCUUAAAGCAGACACGUAAUCUGGAAAUGCCCAAUGCUUUGCAAUAUGCUUCAGUACAUAAUACAAUGUUGACAGACUAGGUAGCUACUUGCAGUCUCUCUUUCCUCUUCCUUUUUUCUCACCCUCUUCUUCUUUCUUCGGGUCUCUCCAGUGUUUGCGAAGGGCCAGGUGAGCACAGGCCAGUACCGCAUGCUGGCUAAGAGAGGCGGCUUUGUGUGGGUGGAGACUCAGGCCACUGUUAUCUACAACAACAAGAACUCCCAGCCCCAGUGUGUUGUCUGUGUCAACUUUGUGCUCAGGUACCGUCAUGGACUACACAGUGUGUUAUAUAGAGGCUAGUUUGAUCAGGGCUUUAAACUGUCUGGUGGACCGACCCCAGUGGGUUCUGACUCAACCAAUCAAUCAGAUUUUCACUUUGUAAGGUGGAGUAAGACAUGAUAUUUAACUGUUUUUGUCUCCCUCUUCCUCCAGUGGAAUUGAGGAGGAGAAGAUGGUGCUGUCUCUGGAGCAGACGGAGGACAUGAGACCUGUAAAGAAGGAGCUGGUGGAGGAGGAGGAGGAGGAGGAGGAGAAGGAGGAAGAAGAGGAGGAGAGCUCUGAGGCAGAGGUGUCCCCUGUGCUCCUGAAGGAGGAGAAGGUGGAUGUGAGCAAGCUGUUCACCCAGGCAGUUGAGGCCCAGCCCCUGGCCAGCCUGUACGACAGACUGAAGGAGGAACCAGAGGCCCUCACCCUUCUGGCCCCGGCCGCAGGAGACACCAUCAUCUCCCUGGACUUCAGCAGCCCCGGUCAGUACCCUGCCCUGCCUGGAGCUCUGUGUGAUAGUUACUUUUGAAUAGAAAAUGAACUUUAUAAUUUGUGAUAGUCACACUUUACUGGUCCCAACCCUAACCCAAACUCAUUCUGACCCCCUUUUUACUGUCCCUGCAGUCUCUGACAUCCUGCUGAAGGAGGUGCCUCUCUACAACGAUGUGAUGCUGCCCUCCACCAGUGAUAAGCUGGCCCUGCCGCUCUCUCUGCUGCCCUCCAGUGAGCAGCCCCUGGUCCCCAGCACCUCCGUGGACACCAAGGCUGGUCCAGACUCCUCCAGGACCCCAGGCAGCUACAGCUCCAAUGAGGUGAGCAGGGAUACCACGUCCAGACGGACCACUUUUAAAACUGCCAAUCAGGAAAUCAAUGGAAAGUUGCUACGUCAAAAAUACUUCUGUUCACAAAAUCUAGUCUUUAACCAAUGUAAUGUCCUCUGCAGCCUGACAGCCCGCUGAACUUCUGUUUCCCAAUGGACUCUGACAUCAGUGCUGCGUUUAAACUGGACCUGGUGGAAAGACUGUUUGCCAUCGACACAGAGCCCAAGACGCCUUUCACCUCACAGGUACGGUACCUACAGUAUCAAUGCUAAGACAUUCUAAUGCAUAUGGGUCCUUCUAUAAACUAGGGUACCAGGGAGGAUUUCCUACACUGGACAACUUGUUGCAUCUGUUGAUAAGUCAUUGAUAAUAAUCUGCCCAUUUUUGUCAUGUCAUUACAUUAAGGUAUAAGGGGGUAUCAUAACUAUAUUCAAUAAAAUUCACGAGUUGAUUUAAAACCUAUUUUUCAACCCUUUCUCAUGGUUGGUGUCUUGACGGAUUUGUCCAAAAUUGGUGUAAGUUGUUGUUAUAUCAUAUAUUAAGUAAGCAUUAAUCAGUUAAAUUAGUCAAUGAACUUGAAUCCUGGAUCUAGCUGUUGGACAGUUUAUUUGUAUAGAGAUCUCAGAAAUGCAGUGUAACUAAGUAACAUUUUGUGUCUCCUUAUGUUACGGGGUGAAACCAUUAGCAUGGUUCUUCAAUAAUUAUGCAUAAAACUUGUUGGAAUGCGCAUUUGGUAUCCAGCUGAUUAGGUACGCCGUGAUAUUUUCACACAUCAUCAUCUGAUCCAGGAAUUAAUUUUCCGAAUGAGAGUCAAGUGGCGAACAGCUGUUGUGAAGCUGCAAAAAAUGUGUUUGCGAGGAAUGUCCAGAAUAUUUUGGUGUCCUAUUCGUUACGCCAGUGAAGACAGUUGUGCCUGGAUCCACGUUGGAUCUAAUAUCCCUAGCAAAUUGAGAUUGAUAAUCUGUUGUCUGAUUGAUUUACAGCAGGUUCUCGUUAGAUUUAACAGAGAAAGCAGCAAGGUAAUGAGUUCAUGUUUUCAUAUGUUUUUGUGCCUCGGAUUGGACACUGAGUCUACUGUGCGUAGGAUAGACUAUUGCGCAACACCAAUGCUGUUCCUAUUAUUUAUUCUGGAUAUAAUGACAACAAAUGAAAUAACCUAGUGGGCUUAUUCACAAUAUAAUCUGGUAAUGAAAUAAUGUGAUAUUUAGUUUUCCAUGUUAGACCUGCAAUUUUAAACAAUACAAGGGGCUUGAAGUAGCCUACUUCAGAAAUUCAAGUAUUGGAAUAGGCCUACCUUGAAAAUCAGACAUUUCCUAGAUUUCGUGCUUGAAAAGUUGUAAUUAUUGUUGCCAAUGUAUAAGUUCUCCUGCUCCCUUAUAAUUAUCUGUGGCUUCAUUUUUGAGUUUUUGUAGGAGAUGUUCUAUAUUAGGGCCUAUAUGUACAAUUAUAUAAAUUUUACAAUUGUAUAACAUUGAGGUCCUUGAAAAUUACAAUUAAGUGCUUGAAAAAGUCCCUGAAAUUUCUUGAAUUUUAAUUUAACAUACAAUGUCUGUAUGAACCCUGCUUAAAGAAUGUAUAGCCCUAUGUUGUAUAGGUGGAGUAAUGGGUCAAUUUGCAUACAUUCACUUUUAUUCCUCUUAAGUACACAUGUGGAACUGCAUGAAAAUGAAUUUUAUUUUUUGUUUCAAACCAUUUUGAAAUGUUGAUCCCAAUGUCACACAUUGGCCCCAUUAUUUAUAAAAAAAGACCCAUAUACGUGUGGGUAGACUAGCUUUUUUGAUAUUCUAAUUGACCUCUGGGGAAUACUUUUUUUCACAAUUGGUAAGUUUUCUAUAAUAUCCAUGUGGUCACCAGAAAAUAUUCAUGAAUUUGGAUUACACACUAUCAGUAGCUGGAGGAGGUAGUGAACAAUAUAAGGAAUAAGCUGGGGUGGCAGUGGGACGCGUCCAUCCUGGUACAAUGGUGAACCUGAAUGAAAGCGAAUCAGCUGUUGUGUGGUUUAAAUACUGUAGGUGGAGAUGUAAUUGAUGUGAUUCCAUUCCACCACUUCCCCGAACUUGCGUGAAUUCUAAACGUCUUUUAAAGGAUAUGAAUUGAUUCAGGGAAAGUCUGAUCUGACAGAUAUGUUAUUGUUUCCCCCUGUAGGCCAUGGAGGACCUGGACCUGGAGAUGUUGGCUCCAUACAUCCCCAUGGAUGAUGACUUCCAGCUGCGCACCCUGUCCCCAGAGGAGCCACUGUCGUGUGACCCAGCCCAACCCCUAGAGAGCUCUCCUCUGUGCUCUCCUCUGCACCUCACCCAGGAUGUCCACAGCUACCCUGGCUCCCCCUUUAGUGGCCCAAGCAUCCGGACAGCUUCCCCAGCCCCGGAGCUGGCAGCUAGCUCUUGCUCUGCCUCCUUACUCACCACGAGGUAAGUCCCACCACGUACACACACUCCUUCCAACUUACCCUCUCCUCAAAACUAAAUCAUAUCAGUGUUUUCUGACUACUGACAUGGUGUGUGACUCUCUGUGCUCUAGGGCGCCUCAGAUGGACAGAGAGAUCUCUCUCAGGACACUGGCCACCCAGAACACACAGCGCAAGAGAAAGUUGUCUCUGUCUCAGGCUGUCGGAAUAGUAAGUGUGUGUAAGACCUUUAGAAAUGUUUUUAUCAUGUAAAAAACAAAUAACAUUUAGCAGAGAUAUUCUGUUUGAUAACAUUCGGCAUAUUGAGGGCUAAUUUGAAUCUGUUGUUUUUCUCAGGGGGCAUUGCUCCAGGACCCUCCUGGGCCGGGUAAAAAGCUCAAGGUGUCUGAGCUGGGCAGCUCUGAGGCUCCCUCCAACAGGACCAUACUGCUCCUACCUACAGGUAGUUAGUCCUGGAACACCCAACAGCCAAGGCCUGGCAUUAAGCUUAUGUGUACAGUACCUUCGGAAAGUAUUCUGACCCCUUGACCUUUUCCACAUUUUGUUAUGUUACAGCCUUAAUCUAAAAUGGAUUAAAUAAAUUAAAAAUCCUCAGCAAUCUACACACAAUACCCCAUAAUGACAAAGCAAAAACUGAUUUUUAGAAAGGCUGUAAUCGCUGUCAAAGGUGCGUCAACAAAGUACUGAGUAAAGGGUCUGAAUACUUACAUAAAUGUCAUAUUUCAGUUUUUUUAUUUUGAUAAAUUAGCAAAAACUUAAACAGUUUUUGCUUUGUCAUUAUGGGGUAUUGUGUGUAGAUUGAUAAGGGAAAAAAACGAUUUAAUCAAUUUUAGAAUAAGGCUGUAACCUAACAAAAUGUGGAAAAAGUCAAGGGGUCUGAAUACUUUACGAAGGCACUGUAUGUUUUACAUAUUUACAUGAACAAUGACACUAGUGUCCCUUAUAUUCUCUUGUUUCUCUUAGACCUGGCAAGCCGCCUGCUUGGCAUCUCCUCGGAGGGAAGCGGCUCACCCUUCACCCUUCCACAGCUGACCCGGUAUGACUGUGAGGUUAACGCCCCCGUGGUGGGUCGCCAGCACCUGCUGCAGGGCGAGGAGCUGCUGCGUGCCCUGGACCAAGUCAUCUGA
Molecule: messenger RNA, 5839 nt
Organism: Coregonus sp. 'balchen'
Lineage: Eukaryota; Metazoa; Chordata; Actinopteri; Salmoniformes; Salmonidae
Source: the annotation of a GenBank genome assembly